Diversispora eburnea is the source of this 2685-nucleotide messenger RNA. The record is from the annotation of a GenBank genome assembly. Lineage: Eukaryota; Fungi; Glomeromycota; Glomeromycetes; Diversisporales; Diversisporaceae.
AUGAUAUUUAAAAAUAUUAUUGGUGUUUUAUUAUGCUCUUUGAUUUUAUCAGUGGUCGUUUUUAGUGAUAAUAUUAAUAAUAUUAAUAAUAAUAUUGAAAGUAAUAAUCAUUUUAGUAUUAAUAUUGAUAAUUUUAAUAAAUAUAACAAGAACAAUUAUGGAUCCGUGCGUUCUAAUUUUGUAAAAAGAAAUUCUAUAAUAUUUAAAAAACGUGAUGUAGGUUCUAGGAUAAAAAAAAGAUUUAAUGGAAAAUUAGGAAAAUCCAUAAAUCUAAAUAAAAUACCAAAAAUAAUUAUUGACAGGUCAGUAAUUCCGUCAGUACCAAUAUCAACAAUAGCAGAUUCGACUGAGUCGAACAAUCCACCACAACCACCACCACCCAAUACUCAACCACCACCACCCAAUACUCAACCACCACCACCACCGCCCAAUACUCAACCACCACAGUCUAACACGAUAGCAAAUCCCAAACCCACUUUGACAACGGGAGAUGCAGCCAUAGGAAGUCCCCAGCCCCUUGAUAAUGGUCCCACUGAAACGAUAGGAUUAAAUGAUCCCACUGUAAUAAAUGAUCCUCCUCAAAGUAACGACGGAAACACAAUAGAAAAUUCUCAGGCUACUAAUACAAUUGUUAUGACACAAAGUGGUUCACAAAGUGAGCAAUUAGUUGAAGAAGUAACUAGUUAUAUAUUCUCAGUUUUAGAAAUAAAUACUCCAACUCCAACUCCAAAUCCGACGACGAAUCAACCUAAAACUACUACUGAACCUACUGAAACUUCUGAUUCUACUUCAUCUCAAAAUGAAACAGAUACAGAAUCUAAUUCUACUAAUCCAACAGAUACAAAUACAAGUGAAGAAACUACUACAACUAAUAAGAAUAUUAGUACUGAUAUUAGUAAUUCAUCAACAUCAGGAACAGGAAAAGGAACAGGAAGAGGAAAUACUUCAAGUGAAACAAUGACAUCAUCAUCCACAACCAGUGGAAUAAUAACAACACCUACCACCACCACCACAUAUAAUAAUCCAAAUCAUGGUAGUAAUAUUUUAGGUCCAAUAUUAGGUGCAAUCACAGCUUUAAUAGCAAUAGCAUGUUUGGUUAUAAUAAUUUUAUUAAAACGUAAAAGUCGAUGUGGUCAAGCUCAAAGAUUAUCAGAUGAAGAUUACGAUUCUGAAUAUGAUGGAGAAGUUACUGAAAUUAUGACACCAACUAUUGAAGUGCCACCACCCGUUUUAAUAGAUAUUGGUGGUGGUGGUGAUGAUACGGAUAACAUCAUUUCUCCCAUUUUACCUCCUCUCCCCACCACUAAUAAUAAUGUAAUGGUAAAAAAUAAUUCACUGGUUCAAAAACUUGGUAAUUUUGCUGAUAGAAAUGCACAAUUGGAAUCUUCAGAAAAAACAAUUACCGAAAAAUAUGCAAAUUUAUCUCUUGAAGUUGAAAAAUUACGGGAAUUAGGGAGUCCAGUGAAUCAAAAGAGAACAGCAGAAUUAGAACAACAAAUUCAAACUUUAAAAGAUGAACGUGCAGAAUUAUAUAAAACUCAAGGAAUGAAUGCUCAAAGAUUAUUAAAUUUAAAUGAUAGAUUAACAGAAAUUAAUCAAACCUUAACAAACAAAGUUGAUCUCCAUUUUCAAGUCCUUCGAGAAAAAGAUAUUACAAUACAGAGAAUGAAAGAUUUAGAAAAAGAAAAUGGACAACUUUUACAAAGUGCAUUAGAGGUUCAUGCCAAAGCAUUAGAAUUUCAAAGUGGAGUUGUUAUUGUUGAUAAAGAAUUUACACCUACCCCUAAAUCCCCUAAAUCUACUUCAUUAUCUACUACAUUACCAUCUACUUCAUUACCAUCUGCGUCAUCGCCAUCAUCUCCAAAUGAUAGUAAUAAUACAAGUUCUGGAUACGUAAGAUCAAGAGCUAGAUCGUCAGGUCCAGUGAUAAUACCUACAAUUACUCCACAUGAUGGUGAAAUACAUACAAUUCAAGCAUCUACUGACGGAAAUUAUUUUGCAACUGGCCAAAUAAGGCAAACAUUAUCAGGUUCUAUACAAUCAAUUAUGCAUGUAUCGUUUAAUAAUACUAGUGAAAUGAUUGCCGGUGCAUCAAAUGAUAAUGCUGCAAGAUUAUGGCAUUUGAAAACUGGUCGAAUAAGACUUACAUUAACUGGUCACGUUGGAAAAGUAUAUUCCGCAAGAUUUAAUGGUGAUUCUAGUAAAGUGAUAACUGGUAUUAGAACUAUAUUUUCAUUUUCCAGUUGCAAUGAUGUUGUUCCUUUGGAUGAUGAAGGGACAACACUUGUAAGUGGUCAUUUAGAUAAUAAUUUAAGAUUUUGGGAUGUGAGAUCAGGAAAAGAUAUUAAAGAAUUAACAGGGAUUCACCUUGGACAAAUAACUUCUGUAUCAGUAUCUCCUGAUGGAUCUAAAGUUUUAACAAAUUCCCGUGACAAUACAUUAAAAUUAGUCGACCUUGGAACCUAUGAUGUUGAGCAAACAUUUAAUCCUGAUGGAAGAUAUGUGGCAGCAGGUUCAGUUGAUGGAACUGUAUUUUAUUGGAAUACUCAAAAAUCAAAAUUGGAAAAAACUAUUAAAGAACACCAUAAUCCAAUAUGUGGUGUUUCAUGGAGUCCUCAUGGAUCACAAGUAUUCACUGCUGAUAAGGAUCGUACAGUAAUCAUUUGGUCUGGUGGAUCAAGGUGA